AUGGAGAACGCGCACACAAAGACGGUGGAGGAGGUGCUGGCUCACUUCGGGGUCAACGAGAGCACGGGGCUGAGCCUGGAGCAGGUCAAGAAGCUCAAGGAGAGAUGGGGCUCCAACGAGUUACCGGCUGAAGAAGGAAAAACCCUGCUGGAACUUGUGAUUGAGCAGUUUGAAGACUUACUAGUUAGAAUUUUAUUGCUGGCAGCGUGUUUAUCUUUUGUUUUGGCUUGGUUUGAAGAAGGUGAAGAAACAAUUACAGCCUUUGUAGAACCCUUUGUAAUUUUACUUAUAUUAGUAGCCAAUGCCAUUGUGGGUGUCUGGCAGGAAAGAAACGCAGAGAAUGCAAUCGAAGCCCUUAAGGAAUAUGAGCCUGAGAUGGGUAAAGUGUACAGACAGGACAGGAAGAGCGUGCAGCGGAUCAAAGCCAAAGACAUAGUUCCUGGGGAUAUUGUAGAGAUUGCUGAGACAGAGAAGAAAGGUUCUGGAGGAAAAAUUGCAGAACAGCUCCUUGGCAAGAAUAAGAAUUUUCCACUACCACUUGCCCUAAGGACAUUGACUUGCCCCAUCAGGGAAAUAGCACUGGAUUUAAUCAUCAGAACAGCACUGCCUACUCCCGCACAAAACCCUCUGUCUGAAAUUCACAGAAGCCUGCAGACAAAGAAAAAUUAUGUCUUAGUUUGA
Messenger RNA from Pipistrellus nathusii (Nathusius's pipistrelle), 681 nucleotides. The record is from the annotation of a GenBank genome assembly. NCBI's taxonomy places the organism in Eukaryota, Metazoa, Chordata, Mammalia, Chiroptera, Vespertilionidae.